This is a messenger RNA of Microcebus murinus (gray mouse lemur), 3239 nucleotides long. It is a transcript of the gene DNER, whose product is annotated as delta/notch like EGF repeat containing. Lineage: Eukaryota; Metazoa; Chordata; Mammalia; Primates; Cheirogaleidae. The record is from RefSeq and is a predicted model, not a curated record. Gene Ontology annotation, molecular function: calcium ion binding.
GGAUCCCGCAGCUGCAGGAGGUCCGGGCCCCGCAAGCAGCUUUGCCGCCGCCACCGCCGUCACCGCCGCCACCGCCGCCACUGACGCCGCCGUCCGGCCCGGCUCCACUCCCGCGCCUUCCCACCGGCCAUGCCGCCCCGCCGCGCCAGGCGUCGGUGCGCAGCUGCUGCUCGCGCUGGCCCUGCUGCCGCUGCUGCUCUGCUCCGGCCCGCAGCGGCUGCCUGGCCAGCCGGUGCCCGCCGCGCCCUGGCCCGCGCCCGGGCCGUGCGCCGCGCAGCCCUGCCGGAACGGGGGCGUGUGCACCCCGCGCCCCGCGCCCGGCCCGCAGCACGCGGCCCCCGCCGGCGAGCUCGGCUACAGCUGCACCUGCCCCGCCGGGGUCUCCGGUGCCAACUGCCAGCUUGUUGCAGAUCCUUGUGCCAGCAACCCUUGUCACCAUGGCAACUGCAGCAGCAGCAGCAGCAGCGACGGCUACCUCUGCAUCUGCGAGGCAGGCUAUGAAGGUCCCGACUGCGAUCGCGCCCUUCCCAGUCUUCCAGCCUCGGGCUGGACCGAGUCCGUGGCGCCCAGACAGCUUCAGCCCGUCCCCGCCACCCCGGAGCCGGACGUAAUCCCUCCACGCUCCCAGGCGGCCGAGACGCUGCCCACCUGGCAGCCGAAGACAGGGCAGAAAGUUGUAGAAAUGAAAUGGGAUCAAGUGGAGGUGAUCCCGGAUGUUGCCUGUGGGAAUGCCAGUUCCAACAGCUCUGCGGGUGGCCGCCUGGUAUCCUUUGAAGUGCCACAGAACACCUCAGUGAAGAUUCGGCAAGACGCCACUGCUUCGCUGAUUUUGCUAUGGAAGGUCACAGCCACGGGGUUUCAACAGUGCUCCCUCAUAGAUGGCCGGAGCGUGACCCCUCUCCAGGCCCCAGGGGGCCUUGUUCUCCUGGAGGAGAUGCUCGUGUUGGGGAAUAACCACUUCAUUGGUUUUGUGAAUGAUUCUGUUACCAAAUCUAUUGUGGCUUUGCGCUUAACUCUGGUGGUGAAGGCCAGCACCUGUGUGCCGGGGGACAGCCACGCAGGCGACUUGGAGUGUUCAGGAAAAGGAAAAUGCACCACGAAGCCAUCGGAGGCAACUUUUUCGUGUACCUGUGAGGACCAGUAUGUGGGUGCUUUCUGCGAAGAAUACGACGCCUGCCAGAGGAAACCUUGCUACAACAACGCGAGCUGUAUUGAUGCAAACGAAAAGCAAGAUGGGAGCAAUUUCACUUGCAUCUGCCUUGCCGGUUAUACUGGAGAGCUUUGCCAAUCCAAGAUUGAUUAUUGCAUCCUAGACCCAUGCAGAAAUGGAGCAACGUGCAUUUCUAGCCUCAGUGGAUUCACCUGCCAGUGUCCAGAAGGAUACUUCGGAUCUGCUUGUGAGGAGAAGGUGGACCCGUGUGCGUCGUCGCCGUGCCAGAACAACGGCACCUGCUAUGCGGACGGCGUGCACUUCACCUGCAGCUGCAGCCCCGGCUUCACGGGGCCGGCCUGCGCCCAGCUCGUUGACUUCUGCGCCCUCAGCCCGUGCGCCCACGGCACGUGUCGCAGCGUGGGCACCAGCUACAAAUGCCUCUGUGACCCAGGCUACCACGGCCUCUACUGUGAAGAGGAGUACAACGAGUGCCUCUCCGCCCCGUGCCUGAAUGCCGCCACCUGCAGGGACCUGGUGAACGGCUAUGAGUGUGUAUGCCUGGCGGAAUACAAAGGAACGCACUGUGAGCUGUACAAGGAUCCCUGCGCCAACGUCAGCUGCCUGAACGGAGCCACCUGUGACAGCGAAGGCCUGAAUGGCACAUGCGUGUGUGCACCAGGGUUUAUAGGCGAAGAGUGUGACGUCGACAUAAAUGAAUGUGACAGCAACCCCUGCCAUCACGCCGGGACCUGCCUGGACCAGCCCAACGGUUACACUUGCCACUGCCCGCACGGCUGGGUGGGAGCAAACUGUGAGAUCCACCUGCAGUGGAAGUCCGGGCACAUGGCCGAGAGCCUCACCAACAUGCCGCGGCACUCCCUCUACGUCAUCAUCGGGGCCCUCUGCGUGGCCUUCAUCCUCAUGCUCAUCAUCCUGAUCGUGGGGAUCUGCCGCAUCAGCCGCAUCGAGUACCAGGGCUCCGCCAGGCCGGCCUACGAGGAGUUCUACAACUGCCGCAGCAUCGACAGCGAGUUCAGCAAUGCCAUCGCGUCCAUCCGGCACGCCAGGUUUGGAAAGAAAUCCCGGCCCGCGAUGUACGAUGUGAGCCCCAUCGCCUAUGAGGACUACAGUCCUGACGACAAACCCUUGGUCACGCUGAUUAAAACAAAAGAUUUGUAAUCUUUUUUGGGGUUAUUUUUCAAAAAGAUGAGGUACUACACUCGUUGAAAUAUUUUUAAGAAAUUAAAAAGCUUAAGAAAUUUAAAAUGUUAGCUGCUCAAGAGUUUUCGGUAGACUAUUUAAGAACUAAUUUUCUGCAGCUUUUAGUUUGGAAAAAAUAUUUUAAACACAGAAUUUGUGCAAUCCAUAGACUCCGUUUUAAUGUACUUUCAGCUCCGUACACUGUAUGCUUCCACUAGUGUGUGCUCUUUCCGUGGUAGACACUAUCACAAAACCCAGAUUCAUUUCUGCGGUUGUUACAGAAUAAGUCUAAUCAAGGAGAAGUUUCUAUUUGACAUGUACGUGCUGGCUUUCUGAGUAGAGUUAGGAAAAACAUGUAAAGUAGAGUAUGAUGCAUAAUACAGUAUACCCGUUACUUAAAAAGAAGUCUGAAAUGUUUGUUUUGUGAAAAAGAAACUAGUUAAAUUUAUUAUUCCUAACACGAAUGAAAUUAGCCUUUGCCUUAUUCUGUGCAUGGGUAAGUAACUUCUUUCUGCAUUGUUCUGUGGAACUUUGCGGACACACUCGUUUGAUUUUGUUUUUGUCAUUUUUGUAACAGUCGUCGAACUAGGCCUGGAAAACAUGCAUCAAGAAAGGGCCUAGGGAGGGUGAAAUAUGAUCGAUUUGAAUCUGUAUUUUUCUUUAAGAAGUCAAGGUUUUUGUAUCGUGAGUAAAUUUGCAUUUGAGUUGUUUGUUGCUAGGAGGUAGUAAACGUAAGAGAGUACCGGCUCCUUCAGUAGUGAGUAUUUCUCAUAGUGCAUCUUUAUUUAUAUCCAGGACAUUUUUGUGGCUGUAUUUGAUUGAUCUGUGCUUCUUCCGAUUCUUGCUAAUUUCAAAGAAUAUUGAAUAAAUGUUAUCAAGUCAAGGA